AUGGCGUCGCAAAGUAUUUCAAUGCCUUCGGUCUCUAACUCCGAGAUUAAGCCUGUCGUGAGCUCCGGCUCCCAAGCGGUCGCAACGUCGAAGCCGAGACCAUGCUGUGUCUGUAAAGACGAAAAGUCGAAGCGCGACGAAUGUAUGCUGUUCUCAAAGGCAACCGAUCCCACCAGCGAUUGCAAGACAACUAUAGAUCAGUACCGAACAUGCAUGGCCGGCUUCGGGUUCCAAGUAUAG
Daldinia childiae is the source of this 240-nucleotide messenger RNA. RefSeq names its product Cytochrome c oxidase copper chaperone. Lineage: Eukaryota; Fungi; Ascomycota; Sordariomycetes; Xylariales; Hypoxylaceae. Gene Ontology annotation, biological process: mitochondrial respiratory chain complex IV assembly. The record is from RefSeq and is a predicted model, not a curated record. Gene Ontology annotation, cellular component: mitochondrial intermembrane space. The coding region runs from base 1 to 240 and encodes 79 amino acids. The transcript has 3 exons. Gene Ontology annotation, molecular function: copper ion binding; copper chaperone activity.